Messenger RNA from Boleophthalmus pectinirostris (great blue-spotted mudskipper), 2392 nucleotides. RefSeq names its product solute carrier organic anion transporter family member 2B1-like. The record is from RefSeq and is a predicted model, not a curated record. NCBI's taxonomy places the organism in Eukaryota, Metazoa, Chordata, Actinopteri, Gobiiformes, Gobiidae. Gene Ontology annotation, molecular function: bile acid transmembrane transporter activity; protein binding. Gene Ontology annotation, biological process: bile acid and bile salt transport; transmembrane transport; sodium-independent organic anion transport. Gene Ontology annotation, cellular component: membrane.
UCUCUUUUUUUUUUUUUUUUUUUUUGGAUCUUGAACCAGUUUGAAAGACUCUAAACUGAUCUAAACCAGGUCUAACUUAUCUCUGUCUUUGUUUAUUUUCCUGUAAACUCCUCCUAGUUUGUGUUUUUUUUUCCUUUCCUUAUCUUCAGCCUCCGCCCCCAGAAACCCAGAGCAACUAUCGGCUGCACCCAAGUCCAGGACUCAACCGGGACUCGACCAGGACUCAAACUGGACCAAGACCUGGGAAUCGACCGCAAGGCUGUGAUGCCAUAAGCGUCUGGAUCAGAGAUGGCCGUUGUGAACACUGCGCCGCGGAGCCUCUUCAGGAGCAUCAAGUUCUUCGUGCUGUGUCACAGCGCGCUGCAGCUCGCUCAGCUCCUCAUCUCCGGUUACAUGAAGAGCUCCAUCUCCACCAUCGAGAGGCGCUACGGUCUGUCCAGCCAGAGAGCCGGGCUGCUCGCCUCCUUCAACGAGGUGGGUAACACUCUUCUGAUCGUCUUCGUGAGUUUUUGGGGCAGUCGUGUUCAUCGGCCGAGGUUCAUCGCCGGAGGAGCGAGUUUAGCCGCAGCCGCCGCACUGCUCAUGACCGCGCCCCACUUCCUGUACGGACCCUAUGAGUACACGGACCAGGACACAGCUCAGGGUAACCGCUCGAGCCUGUGCCGGGUGAAUGGGUCAGUGGGAUCUGACCCGGGCUGUGCGGAGCGUGAGGGCAGCGGGCACGAGGGCGCGUACCCGCUGCUGUUGCUAGGGCAACUGCUCCUGGGCAUCGGGGCGGUGCCCAUCCAGCCGUUUGGCAUUUCCUACAUCGACGACUACGCCAGCAAACGCAACUCGCCUCUCUACCUCGGGAUCCUUCUGGCCGUCACCUCCAUCGGUCCGGCCUUCGGCUUCAUGACCAGCGCCUUCACACUCCGGAUCUUUGUGGACUUCAACACCGUCUCCAAAGACCAGGUCCGUAUGGAGCCCGGGGACCUCCGGUGGGUCGGGGCGUGGUGGCUCGGUUUCCUGUUGGCGUCUUGUUUGCUGUUUCUGACGGCGCUGCCCAUCCUGUUCUUCCCCCGAGAGCUGCCCCCAGAGGUGGAGGACGAGGAGACGGUGAAACCUCCUCAGGUCAGAGCCGCGACGAUGGGCGACUUCAUCCGCAGUUUCCCGCAGACGGCGCUCCGGACCCUGCGCACUCCGGUCUACAUGUGUGUGGUCCUGGCCCAGGUGAAUCUCGCUGCGCUGCUCUCGGGUCUCGCCACGUUUAUGCCCAAGUUUAUGGAGCGACAAUUCAGCCUAACCAUGGCCUUCUCCAACCUGAUGAUCGGGGGCGUGGCUCUGCCCUUCUCCAUCAUGGGCAUCGUUCUGGGCGGAGUCUUGAUGCGGCGUCGCGGUCUCUCUGUGAUCGGCGCCGGGCGGAUGUGCCUCGUGUCUCUGUCUCUCUGCAUUCUCUUCGCCGCCCCGCCUCUCAUCGGCUGCUCCACCCAGAACGUGCACGGCGUCUACCCGCGGAACGCCAUCAGGUUGAUGUGUGGGUCUUGCUGGUGCCCGGAGGACUCCUUUAACCCGGUGUGCGGUUCGGACGGGGUGGAGUUCCGGUCUCCGUGUCACGCAGGAUGCAAGUCACAGGAGACUGACCCCAAGACCGGACGCCCCAGUAACUACACAGACUGUGGCUGUGUGUCUGGGUCUCCAGGACUAGACUCUGGUCCGGGUCUAGGUGGGUCCUGGGCGACGCAGGGGACCUGUGGGAGUCCGUGUUCAAAACUCAUCCUGGUCUUUAUGGUUUUUGUGUCUCUGACGUGUUUCGUCGCCUCGUUCUGCCACACGCCUUCAUACAUCAUCAUACUCAGGUCGGUUCCGGUGGAGGACAAAUCUUUCGCUGUUGGACUUCAGUACAUGUUCUUCAGAGUCCUGGCGUUCUUCCCCGGUCCGGUGCUCUACGGCAGAGUCAUCGACACCACGUGCCUCCUCUGGGGCAGGAAGUGCAACAAACAAACUUCCUGUCUCUACUACGACAUGGAUCUCUUCAGACACAGGUUCCUGGGUCUUCAGCUGCUGUUUUUUUGCGGCGGUUGGUUUUUUAUCUUGAUGAUGGUUUUGAUUCAGAGACGAAACAAAAAACGAGAAAUGAAACGAUAUGAACUCGCCUCGACCGGACUCACGGAACCAGGACCAAACCAGGACCGGAUCAAGACCUAACUGCCCCCUAAAAUGUGUUAAUAAGACCUGAACUAAACCAGGACUAAACCAGGACUAAACCAAAUGUAUUGAAAAUCUGUGAAAAUCUCGCUCAUCUGUGAUUAAGCUUUUCAGGGACAAUAUAUUUUUUUUACAUUUAUUCAGAAAUUUUUUAUUUUUUUGCUUGUGUAAAUGUUUAUUACGUAAAUAAAAUGUUUAAAACAAA